This is a messenger RNA of Cicer arietinum (chickpea), 3388 nucleotides long. RefSeq names its product katanin p80 WD40 repeat-containing subunit B1 homolog KTN80.3. The record is from RefSeq and is a predicted model, not a curated record. Lineage: Eukaryota; Viridiplantae; Streptophyta; Magnoliopsida; Fabales; Fabaceae. Gene Ontology annotation, biological process: microtubule depolymerization; microtubule severing. Gene Ontology annotation, molecular function: microtubule binding. Gene Ontology annotation, cellular component: katanin complex.
UUUGAACCUUCCCACUCUCACAGUUUAAUUUGAACGUAAGCAAGCGAAGCAAACAUUAUCAUUACUGAGGGAGAGUCCCAACUCACAGAUCGUGAAAGCGGCUUUUUACUAUCUUCUUCGUCGGUGGGGUGUGUUUGUACUCUUUUUACAGAUCCUUAAAAGCAAAUGCUGUUGCAGUGCUGUUGGAUUGGAGGAAAUUCAACCCUCGCUGCUGGCAUUACCAUUACCAUUACCAUUACGCUUCGCUUUGCCUGCUCCAAAUCUUUUUAUGCUUAACAACGCAUCAAUCACACUUUGCUUUGCUUUGCUUACGAAUUCUGUAUCAAGUAUUACUUUACUUGCUCCUAUAUAAAGCAAUCAUUCUCUUCUCCAACUGCUCUUUCCCGUACCUUAAACAACGUUUGGAUCUGGUAAUUAGAUCUGUAGAAUCGAAUGUCUCAAACACAGAGUUGCUGUUUCUGGCCAAACUGGAAUUUCUAGGGUUUUCAAUUUCUGUACUGCAGCAUACUACCGAUGACUACCAAGCGCGCUUAUAAGCUGCAGGAAUUUGUAGCACAUGCUUCUGCUGUCAAUUGCCUCAAGAUUGGCCGCAAAUCUUCUAGGGUUCUUGUUACUGGUGGGGAAGACCACAAGGUCAAUCUUUGGGCUAUUGGUAAACCUAAUGCUAUCCUGAGUCUAUCAGGACACUCAAGUGGAAUAGAUUCUGUAAACUUUGAUUCCUCUGAAGUGUUGGUAGCUGCUGGAGCUGCAAGUGGUACUAUUAAACUUUGGGACUUAGAGGAGGCAAAGAUUGUUCGUACCCUUACUGGUCAUAGGUCCAACUGUACAUCAGUGGACUUCCAUCCUUUUGGAGAGUUCUUUGCAUCUGGUUCUCUAGACACUAAUCUUAAGAUAUGGGACAUCAGAAAGAAGGGUUGUAUUCAUACGUACAAGGGCCACACUAGAGGGGUAAAUGCAAUUAGGUUUACCCCAGAUGGACGCUGGGUUGUGUCAGGUGGAGAAGACAAUACUGUGAAGUUGUGGGAUUUGACUGCGGGAAAACUCUUGCACGAUUUCAAGUGUCAUGAGGGCCAGAUCCAGUGUAUAGAUUUUCACCCCAGUGAGUUUCUACUAGCAACAGGCUCUGCUGAUAGGACAGUUAAAUUUUGGGAUCUUGAAACUUUUGAGCUUAUUGGUUCAACCGGUCCCGAGACAACUGGAGUACGUUCUCUUACUUUCAGUCCUGAUGGGAGGACCCUACUUUGUGGUUUACAUGAGAGUUUGAAGGUUUUCUCUUGGGAGCCUAUAAGAUCCCAUGAUAUGGUAGAUGUGGGUUGGUCUAGAUUGUCAGAUCUUAAUGUUCAUGAAGGGAAACUUCUUGGCUGCUCAUACAAUCAAAGUUGUGUUGGAGUCUGGGUCGUGGACAUCUCGCGUAUAGAACCAUAUGCACUUAAUACUAUGAACCAACUAAAUGGUCAUUCAGAAUCUAAAUCCUCAACUGGAAAUACAACUGUACUGAACGAGAUCACAACUAAGGCUAGGCUAUCUGUUUCACAAAACCCAGAUCCAUUAUUGAAGGAAACAAGAUCUCUUGGAAGGUUGUCAGUUUCUCAAGAUUCAGACCCCUUGAAGGAAGGAAAAUAUUUGGCAUCCACGGGAAGUGCACCAAGUACUCCACAAAGGAUAAAUUUGAAUUCAGGUUCAAGAACAGUAUCUGGUGGUUCAACAACAGUGUUUAAUCCAACAUCUCAGAAAAGGAGUUCCUUGAAAUCACAUACAACAUCAAAUGUUCCACUUAUUGGCAAAUCAGAUAUUAUACCUAUAAUUGUCCCCAGAACUAGCAUGAGGUCAGAUCCUGUAGCCGAUUCUAGAAAAGACGUUGGUGUUACUGGAAAUACAAUGCCAUUAUCAAUGCAAUCAAAGGCAGUGGAUGUACGUAAAUAUCCGAACAGCAGAGAUGAUGUGGAUAAGCCACCUUUCUCUCCUGUAGCAGAAUUUGCAGCUUCUAAGUGUAGUGAAUUUGCAGACAAAAAUAAUUUGCCUGCUUCUGUAAGCUCAACUCAAGAUGAAGGUGGGGUCCAGAAACUGAACCGAGGGAGAAUGCGCUCAGUUCUCAAUUUGGAAAGGAGGGACCGCUCUCUUAAUUUUGAGGAACCUAGACACAGAAUUUCUCAUGGAAGAACACCAUCAGUUCAUGCGCUUCCUUUCAGUGGGAGAACCAAUUCCAUAUCAACUGAGAAGGCCACAUUUUCUGCUAGCGAUGAAGAUACUAUUGCUGAUUUGAUGGAACAACAUGAUGAAUUUACCAGUUCAAUGCAUGGACGUUCAUCUAAGUUGCAGGCGGUCUUCAGAUGUUGGGAAAGAAAUGAUGUUACAGGGGUCCUUGGCACAAUGGCAAAGAUGGGUGAUCAUACUGUGAUUGCUGAUGUUGUUAGCAUUAUAAUGGAGAAAAUGGAUAUUGUCACACUUGACCUAUGUACGGGUCUUUUGCCUCUUCUAAGUGACCUUUUACAAAGUGAAACGGAUAGGCAUCUAUCUAUAUCCGUGGAAAUGUUAUUGAACCUGGUCAGAAUAUUUGGUUCAGUAAUCUAUUCAACCCUAUCAGCUAAACCCUCUGUUGGUGUUGAUAUCGAAGCAGAGAAUAGACUAGAGCGUUGCAACCUCUGCUUUGUCGAGCUUGAAAAAGUCAAACGUUUUCUACCUUCUCUAAUGAGAAGAGGAGGAUCAAUUGCAAAAUUUGCACAUGAGUUGAAUCUGGCACUUCAGGAUGUUUCAUGACUCUGACUGAAUAGUUUGAUGCGUUGUCUUUUGGCAUCGAGUGAAGCCCUGUCAUGCAUGUACAUUUAUUUGUUGCUGUUAACACUUAUGAGUCAUGAUAAGUGGCGGCACUGAUAGUCUGAUGCUGCUGAUUCUUCGACUACAUAUACACGUAACGAGACCAAAGCUGAUGAGAUGUGCUGGCCCUCUACUGAUGGUUGCACAGUGCUGUCUAUAAGCUUAAUCUGGAGAGAUCUCACUCUGUUCGACAACUAACGUAAUAUUGCGCAAUACUACUUCUGAUACGAUCUAAUCUUAUUUGAAAGUUUAUUAUUUUUGUUACUAGUGCCUUAGGUUAGGUGCCAUCAUACAUAGUAUGACACUACUGUGUGCGACCCCUUUCAUAUUUCUUAGAUGAAAAAUCUUGUAUGAUUUUCUUGCAAUGCCAUUGGUAGCAUUACGGUGUAUUAUAUAACGUAGGCAGUGAAGUGACAACUUAUCCUGUAUCAUCAUAGGUGAACCGAUGUGGUGGCCUUGUUUUAUUUUAGGACAAGUGCUCUUGGGACACUUGUUAAGAGAUCAAAAGAGGAUAUAUCUUUGGAAGUUGUGAACUCAAUGCCUUGAUAUCUUAAAAAGUGAUUUUUUUACAUAA